CACCUUGGGAAGGCGAAUCCAGGGUCUCUCUGCUUUGGGCUGGAGAGAGCUGAGAGCGGCUGCUCGCUUCGGAUCUCUCCCAUCCCAGCCAAGCCAAGCAUUGGUUGAACUUCGAAUUGGACGCCGGUUCCUUCCUUCCAGACAAAGAAAGGGGAGCAAGAAAGAGCAGGCAUGGCACUGUCUUCCUGGUUUGGGUGGAAUGAACCCACCAGUCGCAUUUCCCAGCGAAGCCCUACAGAGAUGGUGGUGGAGACCCUGAUGAUGGAGUUUGGCUGGCAAAUCAAGGAAGCGGAGAAGCAGCAGAGGGAGCGAGAAAAUGAGUAUCGUAAGAUAAAAACUGGUGUUGACUAUGGCUGGCUGGUUAGCUACCCAAAACACAGCUACGAUGUCAGUCCAGGGGAGCGCUUGCAGCUAGAAGAUAUGUGCUCCAAAAUACACCCUUCCUACUGUGGUCCUGUGAUUAUCAGAUUUCGUCAGCUUGUUGCUGAAUAUGAGCCAGAAGCCCCAGAAGUAUCUCGGCUCUUCCGUUCUGUUCUUCAGGACGCCAUGGAGAAGAGCAAAGAGGAGGAAGAGGCAAAGAAGCUGGCAAGGCAGUGGAACACAAAGCACAAAACAAGCAUCUCCCUUUCAACUUUCAAGUCCCGAACCAGGAUUUCACCCUUCAGCAGUGAUAUCAAGACUAUUUCAGAAGAUGUUGAGAGAGGCACUGAUCCAGCCAGGAGAGUAUGGAGCAUGCCUGAAUUCAGGAGUACCAAGGACUAUUGACUUUAUUUAUAACAACCAGAUUUUAGAAACAGACCAUUUCAUGCAUUAAUUAAUUUACUUAUUUAUUCACCCUUUUAAAUGUUUUUUCCUCCAUCCUUUUUUGGGUGUUCUUUCUUGCCUCUCUUUUGUUUUGAAUCCACAUGAACACAUUUUUGACAUCUUUUCUGUACAUUUCAGUGCUUGUUUGUGUUUUUCCUUCUGUGUGUGUACAUAGCAAACUUUUCAUACAAGAUCGACCUCUAGUACCACAGGUGGCCACCUGUGUGGUAUGCUGUGUGAAAAACUAUGUAAAGGUUAGUCUGUCCUCUAUAGAUUGAAAGAGAAGCCCAGAAAGUAAUUGUAUCAAUCAGCUCUGUGUUUCUGUUCCAACCAACUUCCAGGUGUUUCUUCUACCGUAACUACAAUGAAUGCAUGUGCUCCAUGGAACAGGUUGGCAAAAAUACACUGUGAGCAGCCCCAAUGCUUUACAGCCUGAAAUGGCCCCAAAUGGUCAUGGAAGUCAAUUUUGAUCCAUUCCCCCAAAAUCAUUUUUUUUUCAAACAAGAACUGACCCAAUAGCUGACUUCUGGGUCACUUUGUGUUGGAAUAGAGGCAUCUCCUGGGCCAAAAAUCUGGUGAAAUCUCUACACCUCCCCUCAAGGGUUCUUGAAACAUUGCCCUAAAUUUUUGGUACCCAAAUAUUUCAAUUUCUUUUUAAAAUUGAGUGUGUGGUUGGUGUGUCUGGCCCUCUCAGGUGUUGGGGAGUAAGUCAGAUGUGAAACCCUAACAAUGUUUUAAAUCAACCACCCUAUUCAGCUC
Messenger RNA from Anolis sagrei ordinatus, 1563 nucleotides. RefSeq names its product RD3 regulator of GUCY2D (gene RD3). The record is from RefSeq and is a predicted model, not a curated record. Lineage: Eukaryota; Metazoa; Chordata; Lepidosauria; Squamata; Anolidae. Gene Ontology annotation, biological process: retina development in camera-type eye.